UCCACGUGGGUUCUUCCUCCGGUCAGGACUGGUAGGCACAGACGCUGAAGGUUAAGCAAGGCUGACAGGGUUUUUGUGUUGAACAGGACCCAAAGGCUGAUCGGCGGGAAUCGAGUGAGGGUGGACGGAAAGGUCGUUUGCAGACAUGGACCCCAUGAAAGCGCAGCAGCUCGCUGCCGAGCUCGAGGUUGAAAUGAUGGCUGAUAUGUAUAACCGCAUGACCAAUGCAUGUCACAAAAAAUGCGUUCCUCCUCACUACAAGGAAGCAGAACUUUCAAAGGGAGAGGCUGUGUGUUUGGACCGCUGCGUCGCCAAAUACUUGGACUUGCAUGAGAGACUUGGCAGGAAGCUUACCGAGCUCUCUGUGCAGGAUGAGGAGGCGAUGAGAAAGGCUGCCGCCGGCACCAGUUAGGCCUGGUAUGGACUCCAUAAGUGAAUCUUGAAAACUGUGGAUGGUCUGGGGUUUGUGGGGGAGGAACCAUAAUAUUUCAAAAAAUAAUAUUCUGACAGUUGCUUCACCAAAAGAUACUGGUGAAAGGUUCAGACCUUUGAAAAGAGUCUGCAGUGAAAUCUCCAGUCUUGGCAUAAACAUUAUUAACAUCACAGGAACAAAACUUUAUCUGCGAUUUAUGAAGUUUUGUUAAAUUGUGUGUCCCUGUGAUUAUUGUAAUUGUGGUUGUUUUUUAUGUUGACAUUGUAUUUCUGACAUUCUAAAUCAUUUAGCAAAAACAUACCCUGAGUGUUCUACAAUAUUAAAACACUUAUUGUGCUCUUUAA
Messenger RNA from Triplophysa dalaica, 777 nucleotides. RefSeq names its product translocase of inner mitochondrial membrane 10 homolog (yeast) (gene timm10). Gene Ontology annotation, cellular component: mitochondrial inner membrane. The record is from RefSeq and is a predicted model, not a curated record. Bases 146 to 412 code for a protein of 88 amino acids. NCBI's taxonomy places the organism in Eukaryota, Metazoa, Chordata, Actinopteri, Cypriniformes, Nemacheilidae. Gene Ontology annotation, biological process: protein insertion into mitochondrial inner membrane. The transcript has 2 exons.